CUUUCUUUACGACUUUCGACAGAAAAAUCAAAGUUGACGUUAUCAAAUUUAAGAAAAAAACUGUUUGAAACAAAAUUUUACAAUGCUGUUAGUAAGAAAAUCGAACACAUCGCAAAUCAGAUCCAUAUCUCAGAUUUCUAAUAAGUAUGCCAGGCUAAGCUACGAAAUUCCGGAGAGAUACCAGAACGCCUUCUAUCUAGCGAAUGCUGCGUUCUUUGACAGUACCAGCUGGUUUCUUCAUAGGGCUUAUGAAGUAGCAUUUCCAGCAUUAAAAAACGAUUACAGGUCGAGGUUCAAAGACGAAGCAGUGGGUGAUCGGAGGGUACACGAAAAACUUGAAAACGUCAUAGAAGUCUUGGACCAAUGUAAUUCUAUCAUAGAUGUUAGGUUCCCUAUAAGAAAAGAUGAUGGAACUUUAGAACUAAUCCGAGGUUUUCGAGCACAUCACGGCGAAAAUAUCGCUAGAAGCCCUUGUUUAGGAGGAUUGAGAAUCGAUGAAAACAUUACUAGAGACCACAUGAAAGCCUUGUCGCUGCUAUCGACCAUGAAGAACUGCUGUAUGGGCAUAGGAAUGUCUGGAGCUCACGGGGGAAUAAAAAUAGACCCUAGAAAGUAUUCGAAGAAUGAAUUAAGGACUAUAGUGGACCUCUACAUAACCGAACUAUUCAACAAAGGAUACUGUGGACAUUUAGAUGUAAUACAUCCAGAUAUCAAUACCGGUCAGAUAGAAAUGCAGUGGAUAAGUGAGAGUUUUGCGAAAUGUUCGGGGCAAAAUAUGAAUGUAGCAGCUGUCGGAAAACCGUUAGCAUACGGCGGAUUAGAAGACUACGAAAAAACAGCAGCACUUGGCGCGCUGAAAGCUUUGGACGUAUUUUUAGAAGACGUCCCAACGAUGGAUUACAUGAAAUCCAACGUCGGUAUGAAAAACAAAAAAUUCAUUAUACAGGGUUUAGGGAAAGUUGGAAGACCUUUGGCGUUGAUGCUAGUGGAACACGGGGCUAUUUGUGUUGGAGUUAAGGAACAAGACGCGUAUUUGUAUGACUCUAAAGGAAUAGACUUACAAGAAUUACUGAAACACAAAGAUGAAACAGGCUCCAUAGAAAGAUACAAGCUAACCAAAACGGACAAUCCCGACUCAAUUUUCAAAGAAGACUGCGACAUUUUGGUCUUGAGCGCUUGUCAUAAAAGUUUGGUAUGUUACGUUGCUAGGGAAGUCAAAGCGAAAAUAAUUCUAGAGGCUUCCGAUGGACCUACGACGCCUACAGCUCAUAAAAUACUGACUACCAAAUCAAAAUUAGUAAUUCCCGAUAUCUACGCCUGUUCUGGUUCCAAUGUAGCAUCGUAUUUGGAGUAUUUGAGGAAUUUGCAACAAAUGGGUGUACGAGAAGAGACAAUUUUAAAAUUUAGUAACGAAACCUACGGGAAAAUAAUCGAAAAAAUAUCGAUGGAGGAUCAGAAACAAAUGGCUGGUGGUGCACACAGCAAAAACGUGCACACUCUUUUUGCACCGUUAGAUUUCCAUACGACGAAAAGUACCAUUGAAUGCAUAUUUACAGAAAUGGGAGAGGAAAUCCUCAAAAAUAUCCGAUCGCAUCGUCUAGGGACAGACGCUAGGACAGCAGCUUAUAUAAUUGUCAUUAAAAAUAUGUUUGAACAAAUUUAUAAUUUAAAAAAAUUAAUUUAAUAAAAAAACAACAUUUACA
Messenger RNA from Sitophilus oryzae (rice weevil), 1703 nucleotides. Its product is annotated as glutamate dehydrogenase, mitochondrial-like. Gene Ontology annotation, biological process: L-glutamate catabolic process. The record is from RefSeq and is a predicted model, not a curated record. The transcript is spliced from 10 exons. Gene Ontology annotation, molecular function: L-glutamate dehydrogenase (NAD+) activity. Gene Ontology annotation, cellular component: mitochondrion. Bases 83 to 1684 code for a protein of 533 amino acids. NCBI's taxonomy places the organism in Eukaryota, Metazoa, Arthropoda, Insecta, Coleoptera, Curculionidae.